Schistocerca piceifrons (Central American locust) is the source of this 1317-nucleotide messenger RNA. RefSeq lists its product as uncharacterized. Gene Ontology annotation, molecular function: ubiquitin protein ligase binding. The record is from RefSeq and is a predicted model, not a curated record. Gene Ontology annotation, cellular component: cytoplasm. Lineage: Eukaryota; Metazoa; Arthropoda; Insecta; Orthoptera; Acrididae. Gene Ontology annotation, biological process: proteasome-mediated ubiquitin-dependent protein catabolic process; regulation of proteolysis. Bases 102 to 1217 code for a protein of 371 amino acids. The transcript has 4 exons.
GCAGCCUGGAGGGAAGCAGCGUGCCACGUUGUCCUGCCUGCCCAGACAAAGCUUGUGUAUCUUGUGUCUCCACGGGAAUACCUCAGAAAGAAUCGUCCGCAAUGGAAGCAGUUAAGGGCAUCACAGAGACGGUGGCUGUGGACCUGGGUGCUCUCCUGGACGCCGGGGACGACGCCAUGGUGAUACUCGAGGCAGGUGACACUCGGCUGGUGGUGCACAGGGCCGUCCUCGCAGAUAGGAGCCCUGUGUUCGCGGCAAUGUUCGCCCACGACACCCUUGAGGCCUGCACUGGCGUGGUGAGGAUUGCCGACAUCGGGGGCCCGGUGCUGAGGCAGCUGGUCUCCUACCUGUACACUCUGCGGGCCCCCCAGCUGCCCGGCACGGCCCCCCAGCUGCUGACUGCAGCGGAUAAGUACGGGGCAUCGGGGCUGAAGGCGGAGUGCGAGCGGCAGGUGGCCGCUCAGCUGACCGUGGAGACCGCGGCGGCCGCAGCCGUCCUCGCAGUCCGCCACUCCUGCAGUGACCUCAGGCGAGCCGCCAUCGAAUUUAUUAAGGCACGUACCCACGAGGUGAUGGCCACUCAGGGUUGGGCAGAUGCCAUGCGGAAGCAGCCGGAAGACUUGAUCGAAGUGAGCCGGUUGCUGUACGAUCCACCACCACAAACCAGUGCACCAGUCGUUACAGAGCCGAGGACCACCACCACCAGCACCACAACCACAACCAGAACCGCCACCACCACCGCUGCCACCUCUGCCAGCGCACCUCACCAGACACCUGCUGCUGCGCGGCCCACAACUCCUCGACCUGAUGAGGCCACUGUCUCUCAAAUGCGGAGCCUCUCUGCAGAGGAGAGGAACAGGAGGCUGGGCCAGGCGGUUAAGCUGGGGGCAGUGGGGGAGCUGAGGGCGCUGAUCGCCGCAGGGGCCGACGUGGAGGCGAGGGACGAGUGGAGGGGUUGGACCGCCCUGCACUGGGCAGCGCACAGGGGAGACGUCGAGGCGGCGAGGCUGCUGGUGGGGGCGGGGGCGGCGGUGGACGCCAGGACUGACCAUGGGGCGACGCCGCUGCACUGGGCGGCACUCAAUGGCCACGCAGAAGUGGCGGGUGCGCUGCUCGAUGCGGGGGCCGACAGGGGGGCCACAACUCUUGGUGGGGAGACAGCGCUGGACCUCGCCAGGCAGUACGACAGGAGGCGGCUGGUGGAGAUGCUGUCAUGAGGCAGCCCGUCCAGCGAACUCUGUGCAAAAAAACAGGAACUGAAACAAUUUGUAGAAAAGCAAUCGUCAUAUUUUUUAAAUAAAGAAGCAAAAAACUCAA